Lolium perenne is the source of this 673-nucleotide messenger RNA. RefSeq lists its product as uncharacterized. NCBI's taxonomy places the organism in Eukaryota, Viridiplantae, Streptophyta, Magnoliopsida, Poales, Poaceae. The record is from RefSeq and is a predicted model, not a curated record.
UUCAGGUGCGCAAAGGGCGACACGAACACGGUCACAGCAAUCUGUACCAGGCGACGGCGAGGGUGACGGCGAGAUAGGGAGGAAGGAGAAGAAGGAAAAGCUAGCUAGCGCAGGCGUUCCCCCACCCCACUGAUUCCUCCAGAUCCGGUUGGCGGCAUGGCGAUGCGUUCUCUAGUCGGGAAGCUGAGGUUCCCCGCCUAUUUCCAGCGGGUGGCGGGCUCCGGCCGCGUCGCCUCCCAGGAUAAGAUGAGCAGCAGAGCAUUCUCGAAAACUCCUGCUGAUUGGGCUGAAGGUUACGAUGAGAGGCUCCGGUCUUUCUUCGAGAAGCUAGAGAAAGAACAACGGCGUCAACGGAGGUCGAUGUGGAAGGCCGUUCUUCGUGCUGAAGCUGCCGCGCUAGCAAUUGCUUUUGGAGGGCUUUGCUAUAUAGCUGACAAUAACAGGGUUGAAUUACCGGAAGCAGGCACCAAUCAUCCGGAUUAAUUACUGCUACUAAUAGCUUAUUACUAUUCAAGAACACUUUGGUAAUGGCCUGUGUACUGCAAGAGCACUCUGCUGCGUGUCGGCGACCCGUUUUAACGUGUUUUCUGUGUUAUAUUCGACACCUGUUAAACUCUGUUUCUGAGGGAAGCGAACAUACCGCGGUUGAUAAAUUAUAUUUGUAACGGCUACC